Molecule: messenger RNA, 393 nt
Organism: Zonotrichia leucophrys gambelii
Lineage: Eukaryota; Metazoa; Chordata; Aves; Passeriformes; Passerellidae
Product: feather beta keratin-like
Exons: 1
Coding region: 1-393 (130 amino acids)
Cellular component (GO): intermediate filament
Molecular function (GO): structural constituent of cytoskeleton
Source: RefSeq, a predicted model, not a curated record
AUGGCCUGCUACAACCGCUGCAGUCCCUGCGGACCCACCCCGCUGGCCAACAGCUGCAACGAGCCCUGUGCCCUGCAAUGCCAGGAUUCCCGCGUCAUCAUCGACCCUUCCCCUGUGCUGGUCACCCUGCCAGGACCCAUCAUGACCUCCUUCCCCCAGAACACCGCCGUCGGAUCCACCUCCUCCACUGCCGUGGGCACUGAGCUCAGUGUGCAGGGACAGCCCAUCUCUGGGGGAUUUGGUGGCUUUGGUGGCUUUGGUGGCUUUGGUGGCUUUGGCUACGGCCUUGGCUAUGGCCGUGGAUUUGGCUAUGGCUGUGGAUUCGGCUACGGGCAGGGCUAUGGCUACGGCCUUGGCUGCUAUGGCAGAAGGGGCUAUGGCUACAACUACUAA